Messenger RNA from Guillardia theta CCMP2712, 8994 nucleotides. RefSeq lists its product as hypothetical. Lineage: Eukaryota; Cryptophyceae; Pyrenomonadales; Geminigeraceae. The transcript is spliced from 18 exons. The record is from RefSeq and is a predicted model, not a curated record. The coding region runs from base 1 to 8994 and encodes 2997 amino acids.
AUGCAAGCAGCGCUUGUUUUCUUCGCGUUGAUCACGAUCAGCGACGCGGCAGAGGUGUGGAAGAUCAUGACGGCGAACCUGACCUCAGUCAAACCUGGUUCCAUGACGAGGUUCCAAGGGUCGACGCUAGUGCAAUGGACUUGGGGCUACCUGCACCUCUACCCCGGAGUUUUCCUCAAUCCCUACGGCUGCUCUUCGGAUCCAGCCGUGACCUACUGUGCGUCCUGCGACAAGAUAGGCGGAUCAACGUGCGACUCAGACGCCAAGUGUCAAACCUGCAGCGGGCAGUGUCUCGCGUUCGACUCUGUCUACUCCGCCGACGGUACUCUCUUCACCGGAUGGCCGGGGGUAACCUUCAACCCACUUUGCCUGCCCGUGGUGGAGGCGUUCGAAGACACCUGGACUCCAGCCAACAUCUCCUUCACGUUCAACGUGCCGGCCGGCUCUGACUACUCCAACACGGGCGUCUCCUUUCAGAUCUCCUCCAAGUGGGGACAGUUCUCCUCGCUCAACUGCGACUUAUCGAAGUCGGCGUGCGCUCGCGGAGCAGGUCAGGCGUCUGUCUCUGCCUCCAUCACCACCUACCCAGAGCCGCGGAUUAUGACGAUGCGGAUCGUCGGCACGGUCGACCAAGUGACUCAAGCCUUGAGAGACCUAACCUUCAAACCCAACCUCAACCUCAACUCCAAGCGCCUUCGCGCCUACCAUCUCGACCCUAUCGCCACCCGCAGCCAGCCCUAUGAGAUCUGGGACGUGACGUUGGGGAUAGGUGAGUGCCCGUCAGGGAUGUGCGGCAGCCUCGGGGGAGCGACUCUCAUCUCCGCUGGAUCCAUACUUGUCAACAUCUGGGACAACAACGACCCUCCAGUCAUCAGCGACCCUCAGGACUGCUACUUCCGUCCCGGCUGCAUCGGCGACCUGCGAGACCUUCGCUUCGCUGCGGCAGGAGCUGGCUACACUGUCGGAGACCUCGUGGUCGUCACUUGCACCGGGAAGUGCAGCACGUGUGUGGCUUCUCCGUUCGCUGCCAAGGUGUCAGAAGUUGGCAGCGCUGGGGAGAUUCUAGCUCUUGCGGUUACGAGCUACGGGAAAGGGUAUGUGUCCGAGUUUCCUCCUACUCUCUCUGUGCAGGGGACUGGGACUGGCGCUGUUCUCCUAGCCAACGUCGGGGCCUCACUCUACGGCCCGUGUCCCUUCCCCCAAGAGACUCGAGGAGCGCUAGGGUUUCCCUCUGAAGCCGCCAGUAUGAUCAAUUGUAACCCUGAGCCGGAGUGCUCGGCAGGAUCCGCGGCGAGCGGGUCUUCUGGCCUCAAGACCCUCGAGUACUACUUCGGGCAGUUCUGGCGGUACGAGGACCGGACCGAGGCCCGGGCUGUGGAAGGGAUUCAGAUCGAGGACGUGGAUAUCUCCGAGGACUGCAGCUACAACGUUCCCUAUUGCUCGACAAUGGACGUGACGGUCCGAGCGCAGCAGGGGGCACAGAUCGUGAACAGGAGAGACGCUCUGGGGAUCUACACUGACACUCGAAGUGAGUUCGCCUGGACUGCGGCAAUCCCUCCGACCAACUAUGCCAUCAAGUCCAUCCUGUACCAGACUGAACUGCCCCAGUACGCCGGCCCGAACUCAGCGGCUCUCAACUACAACUCGCAGCGUGGGGGGAGAGACGAGUUUCUGCUGGUGGUUGCGCAGGAUCAGGGCUUCACAGGCUACGAUGGGAUAUCUCAGUGCUACAAGGGGCCGGAGAACUACGGGAUGGGAGCGGGGAAGGAUUUGUCAUGCGGUCUGAGGGUGAACGUGACUAUCGUGGCUGUCAACGAUGCUCCGACGAUCUCAACGCCUUCAUCUACGCUCUUCCUGCCCAACGAGAACCAAGCCUUCACGCUCUCCUCCUUGGGCAUUGACGACGUGGACGUGUCUGAGGUGAUGACGUCUGGCCUUGCGCAGGACGACUGGGUGUCAAACGUGCAGUACACGCCGCUGCUGAACAAGAUCAAGGUCUACCUGUCUGUGACCCGCGCCUACAUCCUCCUGAGCCCGGCGGCUCGCGACAUCACCGUCACCCUCAACUCAACUCAGAUGUGGUUCAACGUCGACAAGAGGAACCUCGGUCACGACCUCUGCCGGGCCCAGGCCUGCAUCGCCGACCCGGUCACCUGCCUCAAGCAGAGCAGCAGCGCCUCCAUCAAGUACCAGGAGGUCUGCGCGCUCGCGGACGAGACGUGCACGACCAACUGUCAGUGCCUCCUCGACGACGCCGCGUGUAGCAAGGGGACGGCGAUCCUGAUGUACAUCAACCGCACGAAGCUCGAACGCGCCCUCCUCUACUUGGAUCUGCUCUACGCUGCCGUCGAGACCCAGGACAUGACCUGUGGCGGCAUGCCCGUGUACAGUGCAACCUCUUCGGUGGUGGGAGGAGGGACCGGCUUUCUCAGUGCCAACCCGUUCACGGUAGGCAAGAAGUGCACGAGCAACCAGGACUGCGUUCCCCCUCAGCUCCGCGGGUGCACGCCAGGGGUCGACUGCUUCUGCUGCGCCAACAUUACCCACCCCUGUAGCUCCAGCGCAGACUGCAACUCCUUCAGCCUCAUUCACAACCUCUGCGGGUGCCAGCAGGGCCUCGUUCCGGCCUGCGGGAGCCCUGAGCGGCCCUGCUACUGCUGUAACAACCUUGACGUGAACUGCAGCAGCGACUCUGACUGCGGGGUCAACGCUGUCGGGUCAAAGUUGUCAAACUUCUCUCGGUGCGGGUGCAGGAGGGGCGAGGGGAUGUGCGGACCCUUCGGACAAGGGCCGAUAGGGUACAAGGGGGACCCCACCCUCACCUUCGACUCCGACUUCAGUCUCCUCAGCGGGGGUUAUCCCUGCACCUACCACGGCGCCAACUCUCAGAAGUGCCUGUCAGCCCUCAUACUGCAGGAGGGGACGUCGAAGCCAGCCAUCAUCAGCCAGAUGCAGGUCACCGGAGCUCCGGAGCUCGAGUUCUUCGGGCCCCUUGUGCAGAUCAACGCGGCUCUGGCUAAGAUGGUGUACCUGACGUCGCAUCCCAAGUACCCGCACUACAACAAGCGGUACAGGCUGCCGGUCGACCAGCGAACCUCCUCCUUCAACAUCCUCUACGACGACGAGGAUCAUCUCACCCUCAUCGUCAACGACAUGGGCAACAGCGGGGGGACCCGACGGCGCUGCAUGCUCUGCCCGCAAGACUGCUCCUGCACCAACGACUGCUCCGUCUGCACGGACUGCGGUCGCCCCUACCGCGCCGGCUGCUUCACCGAGCAGUCGUUCGUGGUGUCCGUCACUGCCAUCAACGACCCCCCCGACCUCCUGGGGCCUUCGGAGGUGACGGUAGUGGAAGGCAAACCCUACUCCUUCAUCAACACUGACCACUACGAGCUCGUCGGAGGCAUCCUCAACCUCAUCCCUGGCCCCUCCUCCAUCACUCCCGACGCUCCGCCCGACCCAGCGCAGGUUCAGUUCGAGCAGGCAUGCAUCAACGAUGCGACGGGGGCCUGCACCAUGCAGCCGCUGUGGUCGACGAGCAACGGGGCGUGGGUGCGAAAGACCAACGGGAUCAGCAUCGUCGACCCGGACUCGAAAGACUUCGGCUACAACGACCGGUACAUCACCCUCAACGUCAGCUGCCAACACGGACGGCUCUUCCUAAACGAGACCUUCCUUGAAGACGUCCUCUUCGACGGCGACACCAACUGCGACCUCGCCUACGACCCUCAGAGCUCCGAGCUCGGAUGCCGGGUGAAGCUCAUGGACUACAAGCACCCGCAGGGCAACGUCGGGCUGUACACGAGGAUCAGCGGGCUGAACUCCAUAGAGCCUUACUGCGGGUCUCUCGUCUCCCUCAGCCGCAACGCCUUCGGCAAAAUUCUCCGCACGCCAGUCUCUCCUCCUCGCAGGGUCCCUGUGGUACAAGAGUCAGUGACGACCAUCUCGUACGGCUGCCCCUGCUACUCCUCCGUCCUGUUCGAGCCGACAGGAGCAAGCUCCUCCUCCUCCUUCUCCCACUGCUCGAGCCCCAUCACCAUCAACGGGCAGAGCACGCAAGAGUCCAUCCCCCUGAUCGGCAACCGCUUCAUCGCCAUCAAGGGGAGGUUGCGGGACGUGGCGUACGCGCUGUCCAACCUGACGUACCUUCCUGACCCUCACUUCAACACCGACGUGCCCGGCAACAGCGAGACCAUCACCAUCUCCGUCAACGACGAAGGAGCCAUCGGUGACGUCACCAAGGCUGCCGACGGGUCGCUGAUCCUCCCCCCCUCCCUCUCCAAGACCAAGACCAUCAAGGUCAACAUCGCAAGUGUCAACGAUCCCCCGGUCAUCGGCAGGAGGAUCUACACCACCUGCGACGCCCGUUACAGCGACCGCAAGAUGGACUGUCCUCGAGGCCCCAACUUCUCUAACGAGCUCUUCUGCGGAGCUUCGGGCUGUAAGCUGAGGAACCUCGCGUAUAUCAGCGCCUGGACGCAGAUGCCGUCAUGGCCUUCCCGAGACAUCUUGCUGACGACGUACCCUAUCAUGAUCAACAAGACCUCCGACUACAUCGACGUCGACGAAGACUCCAUCUUCUCCGUCUCCCCCGACGUGCUCUGGAUCACCGACGCUGACUCGAAAGAGGCCGAGUCAAUCUUCUCCUCCGCCUGCUCCACCACCCUCCCGGGCAUUCUGCCUCUCAACUGCGAGCUCUCGCCCAUCUGCAGCAUCCUCUGCACGGGAGGGUACGGCACCCACCUGGUGUCCAGCUACCGAUGCGUCGGGGGUCCCAGUGACGGGGCGGCAUGCGUGCAAGGGACCACCAUGUGCGGCAGUGGAGUGUGUACAUACUUCAAGGGCCAGCUGCUGUCGAGCAACUCGAACCCAGGAGAGAUCCUCCUCGUCCUCUCUGUGUCGCACGGCAAGCUCUCCUUCUACCCUCGCCCUCCUCAGUUCCCCACCACCCUGAAGCCAUCCUACUUCGCCCUCACCAACAGCACCCCCUACUGCGACCCGACUGCUGGAUGCACGUCGCUCGUCAACUGCCCGGUCGAGUUUGACUGUCUGUUCAACGUGUCGAGGCUCUGGAUCAAGACAAGCCUGGCGAACCUGCAGCAGGCGCUGAUCGACAAGUACAUCUCCUACGUCUCCGACCUCAACUACUUCGGGCCUGACGCUCUCAGUGUCUUCGUGAGCGACCUCGGCUACUCGUCUGGGACCUACCAGAGCAUUCAGACCGACUCCUUCCUCCUCCCCAUCAACGUCGUCUCCAUCAACAACCCCCCGGUCAUCUCUGCUACCACCUCCGUCUUCAACUACCAGCGCGGCGUCUUGUGCCGGACGAGCUACAUGGACUUGUUCUCCACAGGAGGGACCCUGUGCCUCUACCCCAACAUCUCCCGCCUCCCUCCCACCGCCUCCGGCUCCUUCGUCUCCUUCUCUGACGUCGACAUGGACGUUGUCACCCCCAAUUGCCCGGCCACCUGCGGCAACAUGACGCUCAUCAUUCGCUUCGGCCGGCAGAACUCUGGAGCCCUCAGGAUCGGCAACGUGGUGCCGACGACGCAGAUCUACGAGUACUUUGACAGGCAGAACAGGAGGAACUUCGUGAUGUGGGGCAAGCUGAGAGACAUCAACAUGCAGAUGAAAGACAUCUUCUUCGACACCGACGACCAGUACACGGGCUACGCUCCUCUCGAGCUCAUGGCCAACGACAUGGGCAACUACGGCCUGUGCAAGCGCGACACGACCUGCGCGCGCUACGACCCGCUGACCAACAUCCAAACCACCACCUGCACGCGAGACAACCGCAUGCCCUGCAGCCCCCCCCUCCCCGGCCUCACCUCCGGCACCCUCGACGCCGUGGUGGGGGCCAAGGAGACCUGCCGGUACCCCACCUGCCUCGACUGCAACCGCGACCGACUGUGCGGCUGGUGCCCGACGACGUGCGGGGGGAAAGGGAAGUGCAUGAUCGGGAAGAGCAAACCCAAGUUCGAGGACUGCGAGGAGGGACUCGCGUUCAAUGGGACCAACUACUCCAAGUUCUACAGCACCAACGCAGCCUACGGGCUGUGCAAGCCGGUGAAGCAGGACAUCGUGCUCAUCGCGUCGCUCUCCGCCCUCUUCGGCGUUGCCUUCCUCAUCUCCAGCUACCUCAUCAUCGCAUGGCUGACGCAGCGGCACGGGACGCUCUUCCGAUACCUGAGGAAGAAGAAAUGGGAGUUCUUCUACAAGGGACGCAAGUACCACCUGCUCCCCUCUGAAGGAUCCUCCAACGCUCACUUCCUCUUCCUCGUUGUCGCCGUCUUCAUCGCCGGCAUCAUCGCCUCGGGCUCCAUGUCCAAGACCUCCGGCCCCCUCGUCUUCCUUCGCUCCUACCUUCUCGACUCUCAGAAGAGCAUCUCCCUCUCUCUUGACAACUGCUACGUCCGCUUCGUCCCGUCCCGCAAGUUCCCAGCUCCCGAGAACCAGCUGGAGGCGAUGAAGAUCAGGUUUUCCUUCCCCAAGAACAAGGACAUCUACCUCAAGAGCGACACCUGCAGCCCGGACUCCCAGUUAGAGAUCUUCAACAACCUCCCCGAGGACGUCAAGUACCUCAACUACUGGUGCUCCGUCCAGGUGAUCAUCCCUGACCGCUACGUCAUCCCCUCGCUCUUCAUCAACUCCAAGGGUGACAACGUGACGAGCAUCCGCGGGGGGCCCAUGGACCCUGACACGGCAGGUCUCGGCCUUGACUUCGGCCCAAACACUUUCUCCAUGCAAGGUCGCUUCGUGCAAGCGCGGCUAGAGAACGUGAGCGCCAAGGAGUUCAUCUUCAACGUGAGGAGCGGAGAGCUGCUGGCGAUGGAUCUCGGGACCCUCACGGCGAGCGUCCCCAAGGCGACGAUGACUUCAGUGGACGCGGACAUGAUCGUGACGACAAGGCAGAUGACGUCAGCGACGGUCUGGCAGAAGAGCGACAACCUCGUCUGCCUCACUGCCGCCAACAACUCGCUCUACGUGGACAGCAACUGCCAGGACAUCUGCGAGUUCAUCAAGCCCAGCAACGUCACUGUCGCUCCUGACCCCAGCAUCCUGCAGGAGGACAGCACCUCCCCCUGCCCCAACUUGCCCACCCCCCUCGUCAGCGGCUGCUACAACCCGUCCGACUGCACCCUCGUUCAGACGCAGCAGUGCUUCUGCAAGCCCAACUGCGAGGCCCCCUACUCCUCCCUCAACGGCCUCUGUGCAGAGGACGGCACCUGCUGCCACCAAGUCUGCUCCGGCGCCACCUCCGCCGACUUGUUUCCCAUCCCUGACCAGCCCAGGUGCGGCGCCUGCGUCGACAGCAUCAACAUGCCUUGGACGCCAGGCAACUUGGUGCAGCAGUGGACGAUGGUGUCCGACAAGGGGCAGAUCUCCUUGCAGUCCCUCGCCGACCCAAUCGAAGCUCACUCAUCCAGCCCGCUGCUCUCCGUCUCCUCCUACAAUCUGAGCCUCGUCCCCGUCCAGGAGCCGACGGUGCCGGUGGACUUCAGCGAGACGUCCAAGAUCAACCUGGACUCGCUCUUUCAUCCGGGGGGAGCCAAUCAGCCCAACGCCAACUGGUUUGUCCUGCAGGUCACAGGGCCAGGAGCUCCCGAGUCAACCUACGCCUCCUUCGCCUGGCUGUCCCACAUCCGCUACCUCAUCGUCCCUACCUGGAUCCUCGACUUCUUCUCGUUGAAGCUUCUCUCUCCCGUUAGAGGGUUGUCUAAGCUCACCUUGAAGCCUGCCUUCUGUCCUGGGGUGCUUCCAGCCAACACUCCAGUUUUCAACCAGCGUAUCAUCACCAUCUACAACACACUGAACUUGGCGGAAGUGAUCGGACAAUACCUGGAAAAUGACAAGACGAAAAGCGCCGAGCAUAAGGAAGGACUAGACCUGGCGAAACUCUCGAAGAGGCCGGAGAUGAUCAGCAGGACUAACUUCUUCUACUUUGUGAGCGAGUGGAGCAUGGAGGAAGGGCAGCAACUCAGCCUCUUCGGCGAGUGGGUUCGGCUAAUGAGAGACAUCACCUUCAUCGCGGCUCCCAUUGUCUUCGUCAUCUACUUCGGGUGGAACGUCAAGGCCUCCGUCCUCAGCGUCAAGUGCGAAUACCGCAAGGAUUACGAGGUCUGCAUCGCCGAGCGAGAGCCCAUCUCCUUCGCCACCUUCAUCUUCUGCUUCCUCUACAGCCUCGUCGCCUCUCUGGAGCUCGCUACCCACUACAUCAGCCCUCCUCCUAUCGCUGGAGGCGCCAGCGCGUCAGAGUCAGUGGAGGUGAGGGUGAGACUGGCCCUUCGCUUCCUCUUCUACUGCCUCUACGCGGCUGCUCUCUUCGUCACUCUCGCCCUCGUCUUCAUCUGCUGCCUCUGGAUCCUUUACGGCCUCCUCAUCGACGUUCCUCGCAUCCUUCCCUACGCCAUCUUCAUGGCCUGCAUCGUCCUCGUCGCGUGGGCGUCGGUCUCCAAGAAGAUCCGCCUGCGAGUGAAAGCCAAGCGGCUAGUGGCAGAGCGAAUCUCCUCCUUCAGAGCCAAGAACAUUCACAUCCUCCCCAUGCAUGUGGUCGAGUUGCUUAUCUCCAGUCAUCUCAAACUUUCACUGCGGCAAGUCAACCUGACGACUUACGCAAUCCUGUGCGAGGCGAUCCUGGAGACGGUCCUCUUCAUCGGGACGGAAACCUUUCUCUUCCUUGGCUUCCUGGCCUUCACCGACGCCUCCAUCACUGCCGCGCUCCUCAACAGCUCGCUCGUCAUCGGCAUCGCUGCUUCCUUCCUUUGGUUUGUGUCCGACAACGGAGAUCACGGCGACACGAAGUUGGUGCUGGAGCUGCUAGAGCAGAGGAUGGCGCAGGGCAUCGAGCGCGUGCUGAAGCUCGCAUGCUCACAGCUCGAAGUCGCCAUGGAGCAUCUUGGCAGGGGAGGGAAUAUCCCGACCAACGACGAGGACAGCAGCAACUACUUCUCGGAGAGCGACAGCGAGAACCUUGGAUCCGAGGACUUCACCUAA